Messenger RNA from Exophiala bonariae, 1704 nucleotides. RefSeq lists its product as uncharacterized. The record is from RefSeq and is a predicted model, not a curated record. The coding region runs from base 1 to 1704 and encodes 567 amino acids. The transcript has 2 exons. Gene Ontology annotation, molecular function: flavin adenine dinucleotide binding; oxidoreductase activity, acting on CH-OH group of donors. Lineage: Eukaryota; Fungi; Ascomycota; Eurotiomycetes; Chaetothyriales; Herpotrichiellaceae.
AUGGGGUCCACAAGUCCAGAUCGAUACGACUUUAUCGUUGUUGGGGCCGGCGCUGCCGGUGCCGUGCUUGCCAGUCGACUCGCUAAGAGCAAGCAGCACCCUUCAGUUCUCCUGGUCGAGGCUGGCGGUGAAAACUCAGCCAAGGAAUUCAAAGCAGAUGCCGAGAGAUGGAUUCACCGAAUGAACCCGCCUUCCAACUGGAGUUACAAGACUACGCCUAUCAAAGGAUUUGACGGCAAGGUUCUCGACUAUGACCGGGGUAAGGGCUUAGGCGGGAGCACGGCGAUCAAUUUUUCCUGUUGGACGAUUGGACCGAAGGACGACCAUGACAGAAUCGCCCAGCUGAUUGGAGACGAGGAAUGGAAGUGGGAAAAUGCACAUGAACGAUACAAGAGACUUGAGAACUACCACUACGAUGUGCCCGCCGAAUUCAAAAAGUAUCUGAACCCUCGUGCAGAGGACCAUGGCGACAAGGGACCGGUGAAAAUUGGCUUUCCACUUGUUUGGGAGCCAUCCGCAAAGACGAUGAUGGACAUAUGGUACGAGAACGGCAUCAAGUUCAACCCUGACCACAACGAUGGAGAUCCAGUUGGCUUAGCCAUCAACUUUGCAACAGCAGUCAAUGGUAUUCGCUCAACCUCAGCAGAUGCGUUGGUCGAUGCACCUUCCAAUUUGUCUGUUUUAACCAACAGUGAGGUUCUCCGCAUCAAGUUCGAGGGCAAAAAGGCUGUGGCUGUGGAGACCGCAGAGGGCAGAGAGAUAUACGCUGACAAGGAGAUCAUUCUCUCGGGUGGUAGUCUGGAUAGUCCUCGCAUCCUUUUGCACUCAGGCAUUGGUCCUGAGGAUCAACUCAACAAGUUCAACAUCCCCAUCCUCAAGGCCAACGACAACGUGGGGCAACAUCUCAGGGACCAUCAUCACGUCAUGUUGUUCUAUGAAAGAGCCGAGCAUACCAGCACACGGCAAGUUUACUACCGUAGCCCUGAGCUACAGGCAACCGCACGAGAACAGUGGGCAAAGGAUGGUACGGGGCCUCUAGCAGAAUUUGCGACGACAUUAGGCAUUGGAUAUCUUAAGAUUGACUCGCUCUUGGACACUGCUGAGUUCAAAGAUCUCCCUGCAGACGAGCAAGAUUUCCUUCGGAAGCCAACAGUGCCGCAUUAUGAAGUUCUCCUGAACGGAGUGCACAUUCCACAGCUUAUUGACCCAGUCAACGCAACUGCUGGAGCAACAUUUUUUGUGUUCAACCUCAACGAACAAUCCGAAGGAGAGGUGACAUUACAGUCGUCAGAUCCUAAAGUCCCUCUUCUAUUCAAUCCCAACUUUUUCUCACAUCCUUGGGACCGGAGAGCUGCAAUUGAGGGUACUAGAGAAGUUCUGAAGGUGAUCAAGAGUCCCGCAUUCCAAAAAGACACUGUCGCAGUUCAGCUGGCACCCAAAAGCGAAUCCGACGAAGACAUCUUGGAAUUCUGGAAACAGACGUCAGGAAGUACUUGGCACAUGAUGGGGACAACUCAGUUCGGCAAGACCGAAAACGAGGGAGUGGUCGACAAAGAUUUCAAAGUGUUUGGGGUCGAUAACUUGAGAGUGGCCGAUAUGGGUGUGAUACCAUUCGCAGUCAACAAUCACACUCAAACCACAGCCUAUCUUGUGGGACUGACAGCGGGCGACAAGCUUGUUGCCGAAUAUAACCUGGAUGACUGA